Tinamus guttatus (white-throated tinamou) is the source of this 4087-nucleotide messenger RNA. NCBI's taxonomy places the organism in Eukaryota, Metazoa, Chordata, Aves, Tinamiformes, Tinamidae. The record is from RefSeq and is a predicted model, not a curated record.
UGUUUUUUGAUACAUUUUUUUAUGGAGUCACAAGACUUCUGAUUUAAGGAACUAAUCAUCAUGUCUGACCCUGUUAUUCUGCGCAGCAUCAAGAGAGUGGGAGAGGAUAACUAUGCUUUUGACCCAGAUGGCCGAUAUAACGGCUUCAAGAAACCAGAGUCAUCAAAAAAGAAGGAUAACAGUGCUCGUGUUGGCUUCUUUCAGCUGUUUCAAUUUUCUUCAUCUAUGGAAAUUUUAAUGAUGACUGUGGGUGGCUUCUGUGCUGUUCUUCAUGGAGCAGCCCAGCCAGGCAUGUUGCUUGUGUUUGGCGCAAUGGCAGACACGUUUAUUGAAUAUGAUAUCGAAAUGCAAGAGCUUAAAGACCCGAACAAGACAUGUGUAAAUAAUACCAUAGUGUGGAUCGAUGGUACUACUCAUCAAAAUGAAAGAAAUGCCACAAUAAGAUGCGGGCUGCUGGACAUUGAACAAGAAAUGACCAAGUUUGCAGGUUACUAUGCAGGAAUUGGUUGUGCAGUACUCGUGUUAGGAUACCUCCAAAUCUGUUUUUGGGUUAUGGCUGCAGCUCGUCAGAUACAGAAAAUCAGGAAAGCUUAUUUCAGGAAAGUAAUGAGAAUGGAUAUAGGCUGGUUUGACUGUACAUCUGUAGGAGAAUUGAACACUCGCAUUUCUGAUGACAUUAACAAAAUUAAUGAGGCUAUAGCUGAUCAAGUAGCAGUUUUUAUCCAGCGCUUUACUACCUUUGUGAGUGGAUUCCUGCUUGGAUUUGUCAGUGGCUGGAAGCUGACUUUGGUUAUCAUUGCAGUGAGUCCACUAAUUGGGAUUGGAGCAGCUGUCUAUGGCUUGGCUGUGGCAAAACUGACAGGCCGAGAAUUAAAGGCUUACGCAAAAGCUGGGGCUGUGGCUGAUGAAGUACUCUCAUCCAUCAGAACAGUGGUUGCUUUUGGUGGGGAAAAGAAAGAAGUUGAAAGAUAUGAUAGGAACCUGGUGUUUGCUCAGCACUGGGGAAUUCGAAAAGGGAUAAUAAUGGGAAUAUUCAGUGGUUACAUGUGGCUUGUAAUUUUCCUGUGUUAUGCCUUAGCUUUUUGGUAUGGAUCUAAACUUGUCCUAGAAGAGGAGGAAUAUUCACCUGGCACUCUUCUACAGGUUUUCUUUGGCAUUUUAGUAGGAGCUUUAAAUCUUGGCCAAGUGUCUCCCUGCCUGGAAGCCUUUGCCACUGGCCGUGGAGCUGCAACAAACAUCUUUGAGACAAUAGAUGAAAAACCCACCAUUGACUGCAUGUCAGAAGAUGGCUACAGGCUGGAUAAAGUGCAUGGAGAAAUUGAAUUUCAUAAUGUAACAUUUUAUUACCCCUCCAGACCAGAUGUAAAGAUUUUGGAAAACCUUAAUAUGGUUAUUAAAGCAGGGGAGACAACAGCUUUUGUUGGAGCUAGUGGAGCUGGAAAGAGUACAGCAAUACAGCUCAUCCAGCGUUUCUAUGAUCCCAGUGAAGGCAUGAUUACCCUGGAUGGUCAUGACAUUCGUUCCCUUAACAUCCAGUGGCUACGCUCCCAGAUUGGUAUUGUUGAGCAAGAGCCAGUUCUGUUUGCUACCACAAUUGCAGAAAAUAUUCGCUAUGGUCGGGAUGAGGCUACCAUGGAAGAAAUAAUCAAAGCAGCUAAAGAGGCCAAUGCUUACAACUUUAUCAUGGACUUGCCGCAGCAAUUUGACACUCAUGUUGGAGAGGGAGGAAGCCAAAUGAGUGGAGGUCAAAAGCAGAGGAUAGCUAUUGCUCGAGCUCUUGUGCGAAACCCUAAAAUCCUGCUACUGGAUAUGGCUACCUCAGCACUUGAUAAUGAAAGUGAAGCUACUGUUCAAGAAGCACUUAAUAAGGUUCACCUUGGCCGCACGACGAUCUCGAUAGCUCACCGCCUGUCCACCAUCAAAGCAGCUGAUGUGAUCGUUGGGUUUGAGCAUGGAAGGGCUGUGGAGAAAGGAACUCAUGAGGAACUCCUGCAGAGGAAAGGGGUUUAUUUCAUGCUGGUGACCUUACAGAGCAAAGGAGACAAGGCACUUACUGGAGCAUCAGGGCCAACAGCAGAAAAUAAUUUACUUGAGCCAAGCCUUGAGAAAGUCCAGUCAUUUAGCAGAGGAAGCUAUCGGGCCAGCUUGCGAGCUUCACUUCGGCAGCGCUCCAGAUCACAGCUUGCUAAUGUGGUCCCUGACCCUCCACUGUCCAUUGCAGGAGACCAUUCAGAGUCUGUGUAUCUUACGUCUUCUUAUGGAGAAGAUGAUGGACCAGCAGAAAAGGAAUCUGUUGCUAUGGCUGAAGAUGAUGUGAAGCCUGUGUCAUUUCUCAGGAUUUUGAAAUACAAUGCUUCAGAAUGGCCAUACAUGGUGCUUGGAUCUCUGGGAGCAGCUAUGAAUGGAGCACUCAGUCCACUCUAUGCUUUGUUGUUCAGUCAGAUUCUUGGGACCUUUUCCAUCGAUGAAGAGGAACAAAGAAGACAGAUCAACGGUGUCUGCUUGCUCUUUCUCAUUGUUGGGCUUGUAUCAUUUCUAACACAAUUUGCACAGGGAUACACUUUCGCCAAGUCUGGUGAGCUGCUUACGAGACGGCUAAGGAAAAUUGGCUUCCAGGCUAUGCUAGGACAAGAGAUUGGUUGGUUUGAUGACCAGAGAAACAGCCCUGGUGCUUUGACUACAAGACUUGCAACAGAUGCAUCACAAGUUCAAGGGGCAACUGGAUCCCAGAUAGGAAUGAUUGUCAAUUCCUUUGCCAAUGUUGGAGUGGCCAUCAUCAUUGCUUUCUACUUCAGCUGGAAGUUGAGUUUAGUUAUAAUGUGUUUCCUACCAUUUUUGGCAUUAUCUGGAGCUAUACAGGCCAGAAUGCUGACAGGAUUUGCCUCUCAGGACAAGAAGGCUCUGGAAGCUACUGGACGGAUUUCCAGUGAAGCCCUCGCUAACAUCAGGACUGUGGCUGGGAUAGGAAAGGAGAAGAUGUUUAUUGAUAGUUAUGAGAAGCACCUGGAAAUACCCUAUAGAGCUGCAAUCAAAAAAGCGAAUGUUUAUGGGCUCUGCUUUGGCUUUGCCCAGUGUAUCGUGUUCAUAGCCAAUUCGGUCUCUUACCGAUACGGAGGGUUCCUGGUGGACGCUGAAGGGCUCCACUACAGCUCUGUGUUCAGGGUCAUCUCUGCGAUUGUGACCAGUGGAACUGCCCUGGGAAGAGCUUCUUCCUAUACUCCAAAUUAUGCCAAAGCCAAAACAUCUGCUGCCCGUUUUUUUCAGUUGGUUGAUCGGAUUCCUAAAAUCAGUGUGUACAGCGAUAAAGGAGAAAAAUGGGACGAUUUCAAAGGCAGCAUUGAAUUCCGUAACUGUAAAUUCACAUACCCGUCUCGGCCUGAUACUCAGGUGCUGAAGGGCCUCUCCAUAGCUGUGCAGCCCGGGCAGACCCUGGCGUUCGUUGGCAGCAGUGGCUGUGGGAAGAGCACCAGCGUGCAGCUCCUGGAGCGCUUCUACGACCCCGAGCACGGCGCCGUGUUAAUAGAUGGACACGACACCAAGAAAGUAAACGUUGAAUUUCUUAGAUCAAAAAUUGGAGUAGUGUCCCAGGAGCCCGUGUUAUUUGACUGUAGCAUUGCUGAUAAUAUUAAAUAUGGCAGUACCACCAAAGAGCCGACGAUGGAGCAGGUCGUGGAGGCAGCCCGGAAGGCGCAGCUGCACGACUUCGUCAUGGCACUGCCGCAGAAAUACGAAACUAUGGUUGGGGCUCAGGGCUCCCAGCUGUCCCGUGGGCAGAAGCAACGCAUUGCUAUAGCAAGGGCCAUCAUACGCGAUCCUAAAAUUUUAUUACUGGAUGAAGCUACAUCUGCCUUAGACACAGAAAGUGAAAAGACAGUGCAGGCAGCGCUGGACAAGGCCAGGGAAGGGCGAACCUGCAUCGUCAUUGCCCACCGCCUGUCCACCAUCCAGAACUCCAACGUCAUCGCUGUCAUGUCGCAAGGCAUCAUCGUUGAACAGGGCACUCAUGAUGAACUAAUGGCCAAGGAAGGAGCUUAUUACAAGCUUGUCACCACCGGAGCCCCAAUUAGCUGAAUUACUGCAAUGCUAA